Messenger RNA from Clupea harengus (Atlantic herring), 4237 nucleotides. RefSeq names its product capping protein, Arp2/3 and myosin-I linker protein 3-like. Gene Ontology annotation, molecular function: protein binding. The record is from RefSeq and is a predicted model, not a curated record. Gene Ontology annotation, cellular component: plasma membrane; lamellipodium. The coding region runs from base 37 to 3711 and encodes 1224 amino acids. The transcript is spliced from 35 exons. Gene Ontology annotation, biological process: regulation of Arp2/3 complex-mediated actin nucleation; cell migration. NCBI's taxonomy places the organism in Eukaryota, Metazoa, Chordata, Actinopteri, Clupeiformes, Clupeidae.
GGAGUGAUAGUGCAGUCAGACGUACUGGUGGAAUGCAUGGGAGAGGAGAAAACCGUGCGGUUCAUCACUGAGAGAGGGAGACAGGGACACAGGGGUGGUGCCCGAGAGAGAGGAAGAGACAUGGCUUCCAAAGAGACCACAUCCUCCUGUUUUGUCAGCGUUUCCAGGGACCUCACAGAAAGCCUCAGGAAGCUCAUCGACAAAUCCUCAAUCAAGUUCAUUCGUGGCAUCAAGCUUGAUACAAAAAAUGGCAAAUCAGAAGACAGGAUAUUGGUUCUCACAACAUGGAGGCUCUAUCUAAUGGCCGUGAAGAUACCUUCAAAGGUGGAGAUGACUUUCAACUUCCUGGAGAUACGAGCCAUAAACACACACCCGGAGCUGCAGGUCAUCAUAGAAACAGACAAGUCCACCUACUCUCUCCGGCUCCAGUCAAGAGACCACCUUGAUCAUGUGAUUAAUCAUGUCAACUACGCCUUGUCACGAAUAUUCAACAACUCUAUUUUUGCACCAUCCAUCUGUCAAUCAGACAGUGACCUAUCAGAUGGAAGCAGGAAGUACUCUCCUAGUUCAGACACGUCAGUGGAGACACAGAGAGCGUGUGGAGGCUUCUCGGAGACAUAUGCUGCCCUGUGUGAUUACAAUGGCAUCAGCUGUAAAGAGGAAGUGCAGUGGGAUGUGGAUACCAUUUACCACUCUCAAGACAACAGGGAGUUCAACCUGCUGGACUUCAGUCAUCUAGAAAGCAGGGACUUGGCAGUGAUUGUGGCCUCUAUGGCGUACAACACAUGGUUCACUAAGCUCUACUGCAAGGACCUGCGGAUUGGUUCAGAGGUCACGGAGCAAGUUCUGCACACGUUCAGUAAAUCUUCCAGCCUGGAAGACAUUACACUGGAGAACGUUGGGCUGAAAUCCGAUUUCCCCCAGAAGUUGUCCGUCGCCCUUUCAGAGAAUCCGGCCUCUGUAAUCCACUCCCUCAAUUUGGCUCAUAACACCCUUGACAAUCAAGGCGUCUGCAAUCUCAUUCAGCAGGUGUGUCGCCUGAGCAAAGGGCUGCGUCUCCUCAACCUGUCCAAGACGUCCCUCUCCUCCAAAGGUGUGAUCUCCCUCUCUCAGGCCCUGUGUUCCAGCGACGACUACUCCAACUCCCUCCUGCACCUGGAUCUCAGCAAGAACCCCGGGGUCUUGUCAGGAGAGGACGCCUCGAACCUGUACCUGUUUCUCUCCCAGCCUAACUGCCUGGUCCAUCUGGACCUGUCGAGCACAGACUGUUCAGUGGACUCGCUUUUCGGUGCGUUGCUCAGGGGCUGCUGUGCUGACCUCUCCUACUUGAAUCUCUCCAAAAACUCCUUCUCUCACAGGAAAGUAAAGGACUCUCUCCCGUAUUUCCGCCAGUUCUUCAGCUCAGCCUUCUCACUCACUCACAUCAGUCUAUCCUCCAUGAAGCUGCCUCCUGACGUUCUGAGGGCGCUGCUCAUGGGUCUGACAUCAAACCCUCACAUUAAUGACAUGCAUCUGGAUAUCAGUGGCUGUGAGCUCAGGUCGACUGGAGCUGCGGUGCUCCAGGAGCUCCUCCCCAGGGUUUCCUCCAUCGCUACGUUGGACAUCUCAGACAACGGUCUGGAUGGAGACUUGCUCACUCUUCUGCCCAGUCUAUCCAGACACCCCUCCCUGAAACACCUACAUCUGGGGAAAAAUUUCAACAUUAAGCACAGAGUGCUGGAUGACACGCUACAGAAGCUGGUGCAGAUGAUUCAGGAAGAGGAGUGUGCCCUGCAGUCGCUGUCCCUGGCGGACUCCAGGCUGCGCUCGCGAGGCACGGUGCUGGUCAACGCUCUGGGCAGCAACACCUGCCUCCGCAAGGUGGACCUGAGCGGUAACAACAUGGAGGACAUCGGGGCCAAGAUGCUGAGCAAAGCCCUGCAGAUUAACACCACUCUCAGGAGUGUAACGUGGGACCGGAACAACACCACCGCCACAGGAUUCAUGGACGUGGCCCGUGCACUGGAGCAUAACUUCACCUUGCAGUAUAUGCCCCUCCCUCUCAGCGACAUCACACAGGCCUACCGAAGUGCACCUGAGAAGAUGGAGCAGGCACUCACCAAGAUCCAGAGGGCCCUCCUGAGGAACAACCAAACUCAGCGCUUCUCCCAGAGACAGGCUCUGCGUCUGCACCAGGGCAUCGUCACCAGCACAGCUGAACAGGUGAUGGAGCGUCUGUGUGCACGUGUCCAGCAGCAAGUGUGUGCGCUGAAAGGCAUCGCAGAGGCGGAGGAGCUGCAGGCUGCCAAACAGGUGCUGAAGGAGGCCAGGAACUCACGGGCGCUGUACCCGUCCCUGUGUGAGCUGGCCCAUGUGCUGUCCGUGGAUGGACCGGUCAGACAGAGGCUGGACUCACUGGCUGGAGAGCUGGCCAAAGCUGCCGACAAGGAGCUCCAGGUGAUCGUGGACUCCAUGGUGUCUCUCUGUCGGGAGCUGUGUCCCCUCUCCUCGGCCGCGGCGGAGCGCCUGAGUCCCCCGCUCUCCUCCGUCUCCGAGCGCGUCUCCAUCCCUCGCUCGGCCAUCCGCACCGCGCUGAUGGAGCGGGCGGCGCAAGACAUCCACAGAGCGCUCGAGGAGGUGAAACUGUCGGUGGUGUCCUAUCUAACCAACUCCAUUGUGGAUCAGAUACUGCAGGAGCUCUACUCCACACAUAAAGCCCUGGCUCGGCAGGUGUCCCAGCUGAAGCGCUGGGAGGGCAUGUGUGAUGGAGGGACGGGCCGGAGAUCACACCGCCACAGAGACUCACUGGAGAUCACUGAUGAAGAGCUCGGCACAAGUAUAGACACCAUUGCCAUUAAGAAGCGGAGCUCCAGAACGCGGCGCAUUCGACCCGUGUCCACCAGGCUGAGUCUGAAUGACGACUCCAGUUCUUCCCCUCCCCCCUCCGCCCCUCCUCUCUCCUCGCCCCUCUCCCGCUCGGCCUCCUGGGAAGGCCUGUCCGAGCUGCCCACACUGGGCACACCCCUGCAGCACGUGACACGGGUCAGGCCCAAACCCCCACGCAAGCACCGCGGUGGACACACACUCUCUGACACACAACUGCCAGAGCCCUGCUCCAAUUUCCAAAAUGAUUUGGAAUGGGUCCAAGCUAAUCUUUACAAACACUGCAAUGAAAACGGGGCAGUCACGCCGCUGGAUGAUGGGCUGCCUGAUUUUUACACCAAGAGAGUUCUGCCUGACAGUCAGCUCUCCUCCCUCCACAAAGCCCACUCUCUGCGGAGAAAGAAGAGGCGCAACAUGCUCUCCAUCUUCGGUUUCCGUAGGAACCGCAACUCGACUCUCUCUAACAAAGAGCCGGACUCAGGUGGUGGGUCCUGCAGUGAAGAGUGCCGAACAGUUGCCACGGCACCCACAGGAACCGCCCAGGAAAACGUUUACACUCUCCUCCAGCCCCCUAGAUUGCCAGGCCGGGCCGGCUCCCCGGGGGAAGGGUCCGAUGGAACUGUGGAAGAGGAGAGAGUGGAGGAGUACACCGGUGUCAUGGAAGUGAGGUCUAUACAGGGCCUGCCACUUCCCAGCAUAGGAGAGAACAAGCAACUUUAUUCUACCAGACAGGUACAGUUUAUAUGCGAGCGUACUAUUAUUGUACUUGCAAAGGUGCACCUGUCAUCCGAGGUGUCAAUCAGUCUUUGCCUAUUUUCUGCCGUUGCCGGUUCAUCUGCAGUUUACUGAGUGAGAUGUGGCUAAAUGGCAUUGCCAGAGUAAAUUGGAUCAUGUCAUGUUUGGAGGAAAAUUAUUUACUUUAUGGAGUUUUUAAUUUUUUUGUCAGGUGCUUCUUUGUCAGGUGCCUAAUAGACUACCUGUUAUGUCUCAGUUACACAGACCGUCAAUGUCCUCCUAGUGUGUCAGCUGUGAGACUGAUUAGACGCGGCAGAGCAGCUCACACAGGGUUUUUAGGCUAUACCACCUCUCCUUCCUCUCACCACAGAGACCGGAGCCUGAGCCUGAGCCUGACUACGAGAGACCGGCAGCGUCAGAGAGACCAGCAGCAUCAGAGAGACCGGCAGCAUCAGAGAGACCGGCAGAUAGAGUGGACCGACAGACCCUGUCCACGUCAGACAGACACUUGCUCAGACACGUAGACAGACAGCCUACAGAGAGAGACGCAGACAGGCCGACGCUAAGGACGACGGACAGAGAGGUGGAGAGACUGACGCUGAGACAGCUGGACAGACAGCCUACAGAGAGAGACGCAGAC